This is a messenger RNA of Nymphalis io (European peacock), 6022 nucleotides long. RefSeq names its product solute carrier family 35 member C2. The transcript is spliced from 5 exons. Gene Ontology annotation, cellular component: Golgi apparatus; cis-Golgi network; endoplasmic reticulum-Golgi intermediate compartment. Bases 163 to 1374 code for a protein of 403 amino acids. Gene Ontology annotation, molecular function: antiporter activity. The record is from RefSeq and is a predicted model, not a curated record. Gene Ontology annotation, biological process: UDP-glucose transmembrane transport. Lineage: Eukaryota; Metazoa; Arthropoda; Insecta; Lepidoptera; Nymphalidae.
UACGGUGUUUAAGCAAAAGUUAACUUGCUUUAAACUUGUUUAGCUUUUUUGUCUAGUUUCAAUUAAAACUUUACACUUAAUAUGUUAAAUAAUAGUAUGUAGUAUGAGUUGCUAUGCUAUUGAGUGAUUAUUUAAAGAGAGACCAGUCGCGUUGCGCUCGCAAUGCCAGGUGCAAAAUAUGAACAGCUGUCGUUAAAGUCUGAUGCCGACGAAGACGUCUUUACCAGUAAACCAAAAGGAAAAUGGUCUGAUAUAUGUUUUCAAAAAAGCCUACUGUCGUUAGGAUUAAUAUUGCUUUAUUUUUCUUUAUCCAUUGGGCUUACUUUCUAUCAGAGAUGGCUGUUAAAGGAAUUUCACUUCCCCCUUACAGUGGUUAUGUACCAUUUGGUGGUCAAAUGGAUACUAUCAGUUCUAGUGCGUUUGAUCCUGUAUUUAAUUACUGGAACACCACAGCUGAUGUUGUCAUUUAUCACAUGCCUGAGGUCAGUGGGCCCUACCGGGCUUGCUAGUGGUAUAGAUGUUGGAUUUUCCAACUGGGGCUUGGAACUUGUAACAAUUUCGCUCUACACUAUGACUAAAUCAACAACCAUUAUAUUCAUUCUUGGAUUUGCUAUUCUCUUAGGACUCGAAAAAAAGUCAUGGUCGUUGGUUGGCAUUGUGUUCAUGAUAUCAGUUGGUCUGAUAAUGUUCACAUACAAGGCUACGCAGUUUAAUCUUCUCGGAUUUAACUUCUUGCUCCUCGCGUCGUUCGCGGCUGGUCUUCGUUGGACCUUCGCUCAGCUGCUAAUGCAGAAAUCUAAACUAGGGCUCCACAAUCCUGUGGAUAUGGUGUUUCACGUGCAACCCUGGAUGUUCUUAUCGCUGCUCCCUUUCACUAUAAUGUUUGAAGGUUUUAAAUGUAUCGACGAAUUGAUCAAACUCUCCCCUGAAGCAUUAAUGCCUACGAUACUUAAAGUGUCUGUGGGGGCGACGAUAGCUUUCGCUAUGGAAAUUAGUGAAUUUCUUGUCGUUACUUACACUUCUAGUCUCACGUUGUCUAUCGCGGGUAUAUUUAAGGAAAUGUGCAUUCUAGUCUUGGCCGUAGAAGUGAGUGGGGAUCAGCUGAGCUUCAUAAAUGUGAUCGGCCUGGCUGUGUGUCUGCUCGGUAUAAUCGGCCACAUCGUCCACAAGGUACUCGUUAUAAAGUCUGUAGUUGGAACUGUCCACGCUAUCGACUUCGAGGAUAUGGGCAGAGCUAGAAAGGCAAAGUCGAAGGAGGAGCACCACGAACCCCUACUGGACGAAAAUAAAUGGCAGAACCUGGCUAGCGAGGAGAGCGACUUCGAUUCCAACGUCGUUCUCUUCGAAGUUUUGCAAAGGAGGGACGGAAAAUGAAAUAUAUUCAUGAAGUAUCGCGUGUGUAAAGGACGGAUUGUUACUCCAAUAAGUACCGUUUCAAUUGAGGCGAGCGAGCUCUAUUAUAUAAUAAGUAUUUUUAUACAAUUCAUAGUAUUUUUAUACAAAUGAUAAUAUUUUAGCAGAGUCCUUGACGAAAAAGUCACAAUAGUUAAAUAUUAACCAUGGUUCACGUGUGAUUCGUACGACAGGGAUAUCGUUAAUAUAAGUUUUCUUAUUUUCUUUUAUUUAAAUACGCGAAAGUUAUUAAAGAUAAUUAAAAUUAUACAAUAUUUAUUUGCUAAAAAAUAUAUCUAUCUGCGUAGAGUUCGCUCGUUUGAUAUAUUUUUAAAAUCGCCACAGCUAAUUCUUUGUCACUGCAAAAAUAUAUGUUAAAAGUAACAUUUUGAAAGAAACAUUAUAAAAAUGCAUUUAAUAGCAAGUGUUCUAUUUUAUAACAGUUUAUAAAAGUUAGCAUAGAUAAAAUUUCUUUUUAUGUUAUUGAAUUAUUUUUCGUACCUUAGAUUAUUUACUUUUGUUGUGUGAUUACUGAUUAUAAAAAAAACUAACAUUCCAAAUUUAAAAGUUACGUCAUGUCUUUAUUUAUCUCAACAACUUGGUUCAGUGUUAUAUCUACAAAAUAUAUUUCUGUUAUUGAAGGUAGAUUAAAAAUGUUAUUGUUGUAAAAGAUCUAAUUUAUAUAAAAAAAUGUUCACAUAGACAGCCUGCAAUACACAUAUGAAAAUGUACAAAAAUAUUAAUAAAAAAAAUAUAUAUAUAUAUUAUGAUAUAUUUAAAAAAAAAACGAGAUUCAGCAAUUUAGAUUUUGCACAUUUCAUAAUUAUGACGUUAAUGAAAAAAUAUUUUAUCUGUUAAAAUAAAAAUCGACACUGACAAUUAAUUAUAAAUAAUUGUAAGUAUAUGACAAGAUGCACAAACUAUCGGACCAAUGGUAAUAUUUAAAUUAGGCAACUCGUUUUGAUAUUUAAUCGCAAGUUUGAUACGUAAAGUCAUUUGUAUAAAAUUUAAAACAAAAUAACUUUCAUGUAAUAUAUACUAUUUGUAAUGAAAUAAGAAACGGACAUGUGUAAUAUAAAAAAUUAUGAAACAAUUUUCAAUAUUUCAAAACUUCGAUACUAAUGUAGUAUACACUUUCAUUUUUAAUCCUAUAGUAUUGUAAAGGUGUGAUUCCAAGGAGGUAAUUCGCAAAUUUUGCAUUAACUUACAAUUCCUUGCAAGUGGUCGCAUCUAAUUAAGCGUGUACACGGCACAUACAAUGCGCGUUAAUAUAAAAGGAAUUUAAAGGAAUAACAAAAUCCAAAAUUUGAUAAUUUUCCUUCUGUGGACACUCGGCUUAAUGAUUAUCAUAAUUAUAAUAAUUACAACGUUCCUUAUUCAUAAUCCUAUUCUUAAUCCCUAAGACAAUGUCUUCCCAUUAUGUGAAAUUCCAACAUUCCUGCUAUUUCUAACUAGUCUUAAAUGCCCUACUGAUGGAAUUAAAAAAUGAUUUUUAUUAAAACGCUACUCUUCCAUAUAACUUUAAAGGAUUUACCUUCUAUUAUAUCUAAUAUUAAAUACGUGUUUUUGUAUCCCAAUUAUCUUAUCCAUUAUAUUCUACGCGUAUUAUAAGUAUAUUCCUGCUUUUUUAUUAGGCUAGUUAAUGUCUGUCAAUAUAUUAUAACAAUUUUCUUGUAUGAUUAAUAUUUUUUUGUUUGGGUUGUGAUUUAUCAUGUUAUUAUAAAACAUUAUUUUUACGAUCGAGUGUAAAACGCGUAACGAUAGGAUAAAUUUCAAUUUCUUCGCCUUACAACAAAUAAAAAAAAAACGUUUAAUUAUUUCGUACCAUGUUCUAUGGUUCCGUACCAAAUGACUAUUAUUAUUACGUGUAGAUUAUGUAAAUCUGUAAGUUUGACGGUUUUUCCCUGGACGAUAUUUCAAUUAUUAAAUAUGCAAUUAAACAAAGUUAGGUAGUCAAUGAGGCUACUUUUUUACAUUAUUAAAGUAGAUCGAUCACUUAUACUUCAUAUAUAAUUAAAAGUAAGCACAUACAAACUUGCAAUUAAACAAAGGCAAUAUCGCGUCAACAAGGUUAGGAGGGUUAAUGAGGCUACUUUUUUACAUUUUUGUAGUGGAUCGACCACUUAAAAUUCAUAUAUACAUAAACGUACGUACAUACUUACUUGCAAUUAAACAAAAGUGAAAAGAAUUCGUGUCAUUUCAAUUAUUAAAUUAGCAAUGGAACAAAGUUAGGGUCAAUGAGGCUACUUUUUUACAUUAAUUUAUUGUUAGAUCAAUCACAAUACAUAUGCAUGUAAAUGUAAGUAUAUGUAUGAAUCAACACUCUUAUAUAUAUUUUUUCAUUUUUCAUCUAUUACUCUUGUAUCUAGAUAUAUAAUAAAAUAUUAUGCAUUUAUUAAGUGUAACAUACUACUACCAUUUAUAUGACUUUUGAUAAAUAAAAGUAUUUUUAUAUAGUAUUUAUUUAUGACAGGAAAGCAAUACCAAAUUUUAUUUAAGUAAUUUAAUAACAUUGGGUACGGAACAUCGUCACUUAUCACUCGCUUUUGUUGUAUAUUUUUAAUCUGUCAUACAAUACUAGUUUAAGGCUUCUACUAUAUCUUAUCUGACUUCCACUUUUUCUUCAUCGUAGUUGUAGAACUAGUUUAAAGGUAGCUUUAACAACUUCACUGACCGUAUAGAAAAUACAAUAAUCAAACAUAAGCACGAGUCAAAUGUGACUCGAGGGACGGAGAAGUUGUUAAUAUGUUAAUUGCUCAACGAUUUGUAUUGAUCUCCCAUAUCUUGUCGAACGCCAUUUUGUAUCUACAUUCUGUUUUCAAACCAAUGCGUACAAAACGUAAUACAACGAUUUUAAUGACGAACACUUAUUCUCAAAAUUUAUUAUUUCAUACGGAAUUUGUUAUAAAUGUAAUUUAUGUAUUUAUUUGAAUACGCUGUAUGUUUUUUUUAUUAUUAAAUAAUUAGUCAGAUUAUUAAUAUUAAAUGUUCCGGUUUUAUUUAUGUUAUUUUUCAAAAAAUAAUAUGAUCGGACUACGGUUCCUAUCAUUAAAAAUAUAUAUUUUUCGUGGUGAGAUAUCCGUUUUACGUGUAGUGCAUUGAAUUGAAAUGAGAAUCACACGCCGAGACAUGAUUUCGAAGACAAAUUAAGCAGAUUAGUAUUUUCUGACUAAUUUAUAUGAUAUAAAUAUUUUUGUAAAAUGACCUACUGUGAAUAGACAUGAUUAAAAGCAAUAAUUGAAAAAAUAUAUACAUACAUAUAUAAAUCGAUAGUAAUAUUUUAGCGUUUUACAAACAUUGUUAGAUAUAAGUGUAUAUUAUAUAUAAUUAUAUUUUACUACGUCGAAACAUACUUUAGUUAAAAAAUGUUUAAAAAAACUUUAAAAGACACAUAGAUCACGAUGACAUUUCAAUAAUUGGUAUAGUUGAUUGCCUUAUAUUGUAAUAUAGAGGAUUCUGUAAUUGUAAUUUUUGUAAUGAGAAUUUUUGUUACUACAUAACAUUAAAGAGAUUUUAAGGUGUUACGUCUUCAAGCUAUUUAAAUUUUAAUAUAGAAAUUGUCUAAGUAUAUGUAACAUUUUAUUAUAAAGCUAUAUGAGUUGUUAAAACAUAUCUAUGAAGCAGGAUUUGAGUUUUUACUUAUUAAUAUUUGCAAGUAUUAUAUACGGUAUGCAAACUAACGAAAGCCAUUCUCGUCAACUCACGCUAUAACAACACUUGUUAUGAAAAAAUGAAUACAAUACAUAUAUAAUAAAUACCAUAGACUAAUAUGAUAAAAUUCGAUAAAUAUUAUUCAAUUUACGCGACAAAUUUUUUAAUUUUCAAAAUGAAUAAUUCGAUUUUAUAACAUCACUGUACAGUGCAUAUUUUAUUUAAAUACAACAUUAACCAGUCUUAUACUAUUAUAUAUUCUUAUAAAGUUAUGUCUUAUUUCGUAUGUCAUAUGUCAAUAAAGCGCGAAAUCAAUGUUCAACUAAACCGCCGCUAAGCCACCUUUAUAAGUGAUACCGUUAGUGCGCAGUUAAUAAAUCGUAUUUGAUAUUGAAAAUAGUAACUUUUAAUAACGACAAUAAUCUAUUUUUGUUGUACCUUCUUAUAGGAAGACUUAGUUGGAUACAUACAGCUUGCAUUGGAAACUAUUCUCUAUUUCACCAUAACUCAAAAACUCUUUCGCGCGUCUAUGGUAUAAGAAUGCUUUUGGACAAGCUAGGGCGGGGAUUGGCAUUAUUAUUUUAUUUAUAAAUUCAAUCUAAUUUCAAUUUGUUUAAUAUUACAAUUAUUUACAUCAGUUGACAUUUCGUCAAUGUUGUGUAUUAACGUUAGUUUACAUACCGUAUUAUUUAUUUUGUAUUGUAAUAAAAACAUCUGUAAGACAGUUUUACAUAAGUACGUAUAUCAAUAUUAUGUUACCGCAUGUAUACUUAAGUAAUUUCCAUUUGUCAAAUUUUGUUGACGACCUUAUAUAGUGUUUAUAUUAUUUCAGAAUUUUGUUGUUAUUAAAGUGUCUUGUAUUGAUUCGUAGGCUUAUUCAAAUGUAUUGUGUUAUUUGUGCUUAACCAACGAAAUUAUUACACGAUUUGUUAUGUUGUGUUGUAUUAAAAGCCAGCCUCUGACUGCCAGAAUUAUAUUA